AUGGCCACCUCCUCGACAUUGUCAGUGUAUGACUACAUCGUAAUUGCUGCAACGUUGGCUGUGCCGUUGACUAUAGGUGUUUACCUGGCCAUUAAGGGGAGAAAGAAUGAUACGAAAGAGGAAUAUCUACUUGGAGGGAGGAGUCUCCAUCCGAUACCUGUCAUGUUGUCACUGUUUGUGACGUUCAUGUCGGCGACGUCGCUUAUAGGGAUACCGGCAGAGACGUUCACGACGGGGUCGGAUUUCUGUCUGUUUGUGGCGUCUACAGCUCUUUCGUACCCGAUCGCCUUGAUCACCGUUGUCCCCAUAAUGCACGCCAUCCAAGUCACCAGUAUGUACGAGUACUUCCAGCUUCGUUUCGGGUCCCCCACACUGCGUCUCCUGGUGACUGUGGUCGGCAUGGUUCAGAAGAUAUUAUUCACGGCCGUGAUGCUGCUCUCGCCGUCAUUAUCUAUACAGACAGCCACUGGAUUGCCUUUUUGGGUGUCUGUAGUCAUCGUAGGACUGGUGGGGAUAAUAUACACUUCGAUUGGUGGGAUCCGGGGUGUGGUCUUGGUGGAUGUGUUCCAAGCAGCAAUCAUCAUGAUCGGUGUCAUUGCUAUUCUAGUAAAGUGCGUUGGUGACACAGGCGGCCUGGAGAGAUCGUUUGAGUUGGCGAAAGAGGGCGGAAGGAUAACACCACCCAAGCAAGUGAUUAUUGGUACGAUGGCCUUGGUUUUCGAAAUGGUUCCAAAUCUCUGGCAUGAAGGCCCCUCCUUGAACCCAACUGGUUGUCACGUAGUCCAUGAAGGCAGUCACUUUAGGGCAAGCAGGAGAGUCAGCAAUGGCAUCAAGCCACACAUCAUCCACUUUGUCACGAGGUACUAG
Molecule: messenger RNA, 867 nt
Organism: Haliotis rufescens (red abalone)
Lineage: Eukaryota; Metazoa; Mollusca; Gastropoda; Lepetellida; Haliotidae
Product: sodium-coupled monocarboxylate transporter 2-like
Exons: 7
Coding region: 1-867 (288 amino acids)
Biological process (GO): transmembrane transport; sodium ion transport
Cellular component (GO): membrane
Molecular function (GO): symporter activity
Source: RefSeq, a predicted model, not a curated record